Molecule: messenger RNA, 1702 nt
Organism: Physeter macrocephalus (sperm whale)
Lineage: Eukaryota; Metazoa; Chordata; Mammalia; Artiodactyla; Physeteridae
Gene: FBXL6
Product: F-box and leucine rich repeat protein 6
Exons: 9
Coding region: 14-1621 (535 amino acids)
Biological process (GO): G2/M transition of mitotic cell cycle; regulation of cell cycle; SCF-dependent proteasomal ubiquitin-dependent protein catabolic process
Cellular component (GO): cytosol; nucleus; SCF ubiquitin ligase complex
Molecular function (GO): protein binding
Source: RefSeq, a predicted model, not a curated record
GCAGCGAGUGGCUAUGGCGCCGGGCGUGGCCCGUCGGGCCCGGCAAAGGGUCCGGAUCUUGCCGCUGGCCGGGGCGCGGAGCCGCUCGGCGGAGGACUGGUGGUGGGAUCGGCUGGCGCCGAGCGGCUCCGGUUACCACCUGCUGCAGUCGGACAGCAUGCUGCUGGUGUUGCCAGGCCCGGGGCCCGCCCGCCCCCGCGCGCAGAGGCGCGCCGCCAGCCGUACUCAGCGGCUGCGGCUCCACGGGGCCCGCGCCGCUGUGGCCAAGGCCAAGCCCAGGACCGCACCCGCACCCGCUCCCGCACCGCAGCAGGAGCCCGACCCGGGCUGGGGCGACCGCAUUCCCUUGGAAAUCCUGCUGCAGAUUUUCGGGCUGCUGGUGGCGGCGGAUGGGCCUAUACCCUUCCUUGGCAGGGCUGCACGCGUGUGCCGCCGCUGGCACGAGGCCGCCUCCCAGCCAGCGCUCUGGCACACCCUCACCCUGUCACCCCCGCUGGCUGGCCGCCCCGCCAAGAGUGGGACCAAGACUGAGAAGAAGCUUCUUGCUUCCCUGGAGUGGCUUAUGCCCAGUCGGUUCUCACAGCUCCAGAGGCUGACUCUCAUCCACUGGAAGUCCCAGGUACACCCUGUGUUGAAGCUGGUUAGCGAGUCCUGUCCCCGGCUCACCUUCCUCAAGCUUUCCGAUUGCCACGGUGUGACCCCUGACACUCUGAUCAUGCUAGCCAAAGCCUGCCCCCAGCUCCACAGCCUGGACAUACAACACUCCAUGGUGGAGUCCACGGCUGUGGUAAGCUUCUUGGAGGAGGCGGGGCCCCGAAUGCGGAAGCUGUGGCUGACCUACAGCUCCCAGACGACAGCUAUCUUGGGUGCACUGCUGGGCAGCUGCUGCCCACAACUCCAGCUCCUGGAGGUGAGCACUGGCCUCAACCACAACAGCACUCCCCUCCAGCUGCCUGUCGAGGCCCUGCAGAAAGGCUGCCCCCAGCUGCAGGUGUUGCGGCUGCUGAACCUGAUGUGGCUGCCCAAGCCUUCCGGGCGAGCGAUGACUCCUGGCCCCGGCUUCCCCCGCCUUGAGGAGCUCUGCCUUGCCAGCUCCACCUGCAACUUUGUGAGCAACGAGGUCCUGGACCGCCUGCUCCACGGCUCCCCUCACCUGCGCUUGCUGGAUCUCCGUGGCUGUGCUCGAAUCACACCUGCUGGCCUGCAUGAUCUUCCAUGUCAGGAGCUGGAGCAGCUUCACCUGGGCCUGUAUGGCAUCUCGGACCGGCUGACUCUAGCCAAGGAGGGCAGCCUUCUGUUAACUCAGAAGUGGUGCCACACUCUGCAGGAGCUGGACUUGAGUGGCCAGGGCUUCAGUGAGAAGGACCUGGAGCAGGCCUUAGCUGCCUUCUCAGGCACCCCUGGGGGCUCGCACCUGGCACUGUGCUCCCUCAACCUCCGGGGCACCCGGGUCACACCAAGCACAGUCAGCUCUGUGAUCAGCAGCUGCCCAGGCCUGCUGUACCUCAACCUGGAGUCCUGCCGCUGCCUUCGCCGGGGCCUCAAGCGGGCCUACAGGGGCCCAGAGGAAGUCCAGUGGUGUCUGCAGCAGCUGCUCACCAGCCUCCCCCCUCCCAGCUAGGCAGCUCCAGCCAGCCAGCCCUGCCCUGACCCCUUUCCCAGUUUUGGAUGUUUGAUUAUUCUGUUACAAUAAAACAUUUUU